AUGGCUUCUCCGUUACUUGGUCCACCAGAGCUCCGACACUCCAACUCUAACCUCCCAGAACCAACCACAGAUUCUGGUCCAUCCAUGGAGCUAAUAGUCUCAAGCUUCAACAAAUCAACCAUAGUCAACGACGACCUCUCUUCUCCUCCUCCUAUGGGCCAGACACGUACCUCUCCAUGCCUUGACUUCUUCUUCCACGUUGUUCCAAGCACUCCAAAGGAAUCUCUCGAAGACAGACUCUACGAGGCUUGGAAUCACGAUGCGUUAACCACUCUCAAGCUUGUAUGUAACCUUCGUGGAGGCCGUGGUACUGGAAAAUCCGAUAAGGAAGGGUUUUACACGGCCGCUUUAUGGCUCCAUGAUUAUCAUCCCAAAACCCUCGCUUGUAACCUCGAAUCUCUCUCGAAAUUUGGUUACUUUAAGGAUUUCCCAGAGAUUCUUUACCGGAUUUUACAAGGCCACGAGAUCCGCAAGACUCAGAAAUCUGAAUGGAAACAGAGGAAAAUGGCACUCCGGUCUCGAGGUAGUACUAGAAGCGAAUUUUUCUCUAACCGUGUGGAUGCAAGCCGGAAGGACAAGAAGGUACUAUUGGGGAAGGAAGCAUACACUAGAUCACCUGAGAAGAGAUAUGGAGUUUUUGACUUGCGGCGAAACAAACAAGAUCUCUCGAAAUGGUGUCCUUCGAUCGAUUCAUGUUUUGACAGAGCAACUCUGAUCUGCGAGAGCAUCGCUAAGAAGCUGUUUCCACGUGAAUCCUUCCCGGAAUACGAAGGUGUAGAAGAAGCUCAUUACGCGUACAGAGUCCGUGAUCGGUUACGGAAACAGGUUCUUGUUCCUCUCCGUAAAACUCUGCAACUUCCGGAGGUUUACAUGGGAGCGAGCGAUUGGAAUUCUCUUCCGUACAAUCGAGUAGCAUCGGUGGCGAUGAAAUCGUACAAGGAGAUUUUCCUGAAGCGGGACGCGGAGAGAUUCCAGCAGUAUCUAGAAGAUGCGAGAUCGGGGAAAACGAAGAUCGCCGCCGGAGCUGUAUUGCCCCACGAGAUCAUCGGAGAAUUAAACGGCGGAGACGGUGGACAAGUGGCUGAGCUUCAAUGGAAACGAAUGGUUGAUGAUAUGAGAAAAAAGGGCUCUUUGACGAACUGCAUCGCUAUCUCCGACGUGUCGGGAUCUAUGAGAGGUACUCCGAUGGAGGUUGCAGUCGCUCUGGGUUUACUCGUCUCUGAGUCAUCUGAAGACCCAUGGAGAGGAAAGCUUAUAACUUUCAGCGAAAACCCAGAACUGCAUUUGGUUAAAGGAGACGACUUGAGAAGGAAAACAGAGUUUGUGAGGAGAAUGGAGUGGGAUAUGAACACUGAUUUUCAGAAAGUGUUCGAUCUGAUUCUGAAAGUUGCGGUGGAAGGGAGAGUGAAACCGGAGGAGAUGAUCAAGAGGGUUUUCGUGUUCAGCGACAUGGAGUUCGAUCAAGCUAGAGUUAAACAAUAUCGGCGUUAUGGUGGAUGCUAUCAAGAGAGGAAUGGUGGAUGGGAAACGGAUUACGAAGCGAUCAUGAGGAAGUACAGGGAGAAUGGGUACGGUGAAGCUGUGCCGGAGAUAGUGUUUUGGAAUCUGAGGAAUUCGGGUUGUACCCCGGUGACGGGAAGUGAGAAAGGAGUGGCAUUGGUGAGUGGGUUUUCGAAGAAUUUGAUCAAAAUGUUUUUGGAUAAUGACGGAGGGAUUAGUCCAAUGAAGAUGAUGGAGGCUGCUAUAUCAGGAGAAGAGUAUGAGACGCUUGUUGUAAUUGAGAACGAUGUAAUAAGCAACAAGCCAACAAGAUAUAGUAAAGGAAAGAAUAGAAUGAAGCCCAAGGUCAUCUCUCGGCCAAAACCUGUACUGAGUUUUGGAUUGGAACUUUUAGGUUUUGGAUUGGAUUAG
Molecule: messenger RNA, 1911 nt
Organism: Arabis nemorensis
Lineage: Eukaryota; Viridiplantae; Streptophyta; Magnoliopsida; Brassicales; Brassicaceae
Source: the annotation of a GenBank genome assembly